AUGGGUAAUCGCCCUUCCGUCGAGGUGUACAUUACGUCAGCUGACGUUGCUAGCGGUGACGUUGUUGGGUUCUUUUGUGGACAAGGAAAUCAGGGUCGUCUCAAAAGUAGACCUGUGCCAAACCUCAAAGUUCCAGGCUUCAAGAAGAAAGAUAUUAUCAAAGAAAAGGACCUGAGGAAAUUUGAAGAAAUAGAUAACCAUGCUUUACAUGCUCCUUCAAGUGCAACAAAAUCCGUUAAAAGUCUGAUAAAAUAUCUAGUAGCCAUUGCGGAGACAGAUGUAGAGAAAGUCCGAGCCUUCUAUAGAUGGAUAACAGCCAACAUCAGUUACGAGAUAUCGAACACCAUGGGCGGGGGAGUCACACUCUCAGACCCUAGUACAGUAUUGAGGAGAAGAUGUGCCAACUCCGAAGGCUAUGCAAACCUCUUUGCAACAAUGUGCAAGGGUGCUGGUGUUCCAGUAGUUACACUCUCAGGGUUUGCCAAACGAUCUGAUUACGAUCCAGAAAUUCCUUAUACACCACGUGACAAACCCGACCAUGCAUGGAACGCCGUUUUCGUUGAGGAUGAUUGGCGAUUUGUCGAUUGUUGUUGGGGUGCAGGCUGGGAAGACGAAGAAGGCCGUUGGAAUCCAAAGUUUGAGGAAUUCUGGUUCUUAACAGAUCCUGAUAAGUUCAUUAAUGAUCACUAUCCAUGGACGAGCACUGACACUAAAAUUAGCAACAACUGGCAGCUGCUGAAACAACCGAUCUCUCUGGAUGAGUACAACAAAAUGGUAAAAAUGGAAGAAGUAUGUAAGGAAUGGGGGAUAGAUUUAUCUCACAAAGAACCCAUCUUAAUCUUCAGAAAAGAAAUUCACAUUACUUUGGGAGCCAGCGUACUCGUUCGCAACAUCACUGCAACCAUGGAAACAGUGGAUAGAGUUAAAAUGGACCAGUAUACGGUUGUAUAUCGAUUCGACACUCUGACGUUCAGCAUACAGUGCAGACCUCCAUCCCCGGGAACCUAUGUACUCAGAAUAUUUGGUCAGCGGGACGAUGCCUUCUCACACCCACCAAAGCUUCUCCUGAGGUAUAUUUUGAAAUGCACGGACUCCAACAACUAUGUCAAGUCCCUCCCAUACGUCUAUACACAUGCGCAGACGUAUCAGUGCACUUUGCACGAGCCUAAUUCGCGAGAGCUUCCCGCCAAAUCAAAGGUUAGGAUUCGUUUGUCUUCCCCCCACCUCAGACAGGUUAAUGUUGAGAAUAUUCCGAUGGAGUGUGACGAGAAUGGUACAUGGGAAGGAACAGUCCAGACCCCCCAAUCCGGGGAAACCAUCGUUAUUUAUGGAAGCACAUCUGACAAUAUCCAAGGAAGGUUCCAUUCGCUGUACAAAUUUUAUAUUGUCUGA
This is a messenger RNA of Saccostrea echinata, 1392 nucleotides long. RefSeq names its product kyphoscoliosis peptidase-like. Lineage: Eukaryota; Metazoa; Mollusca; Bivalvia; Ostreida; Ostreidae. The transcript has 4 exons. The record is from RefSeq and is a predicted model, not a curated record. Bases 1 to 1392 code for a protein of 463 amino acids.